Molecule: messenger RNA, 315 nt
Organism: Rhizophagus irregularis DAOM 181602=DAOM 197198
Lineage: Eukaryota; Fungi; Glomeromycota; Glomeromycetes; Glomerales; Glomeraceae
Source: RefSeq, a predicted model, not a curated record
CCAGAGAGUGAAAUGACAGAUGUUUUAUUAGAAUUAUGGGAUUUAGCUCCUAAAGCAGUUCCAAAAGAAUCACAAACUUAUCCAUUCAAAACUUAUAAUCCAAUACAAUUAAGAAAAGUAAGAGAUAUCAAUCCAUUAACUAUUAAUUCGUGGACAAGUAGCCGAGUUACAUUAAUUGGAAAUGCAGCACAUGCUAUGAGUCCGUUAUUAGGAUUAGGAACAACACAUGCUAUUCAAGAUGCUGAAGCUCUUUCUCAAGCAUUACUUAACUAUUCACCAGAAAAUUAUAUUUCUUAUAUAGUUAAAAUUUAUUAA